Messenger RNA from Verticillium alfalfae VaMs.102, 636 nucleotides. Its product is annotated as amine oxidase. The record is from RefSeq and is a predicted model, not a curated record. The transcript has 3 exons. Gene Ontology annotation, molecular function: oxidoreductase activity. Lineage: Eukaryota; Fungi; Ascomycota; Sordariomycetes; Glomerellales; Plectosphaerellaceae. The coding region runs from base 1 to 636 and encodes 211 amino acids.
AUGUCUACUCACACCGACGGGCCCGGGUUCGAGGGGCAUCGCAUCGAUCCUCUCGACGGGCGCCCCAUUGACGUCCAACCUCAGGAAAAAAGGUCGCCGUCCCGCCUAGGCGGUCACACCAACACGGUCAAAUGGACCAACGGCAAGUUUGAGACGAGCGUCGAUACGGGCUUCAUCGUCCUCAACACUGCCACCUAUCCCAACUUUAUCAACUUCCUCAAGCGCGUCAAAGUCGAUACCGUCCCGACAGAGAUGACCUUUGGCGUCACCAGAGAUCGAGGCCUCUUUGAAUGGGCCGGCACCAGCCUCGACGCCGUCUUCUGCCAGCGCAAGAACCUCUUCUCCCCGCGCAUGUGGCGCAUGAUCUUCGACAUUGUGCGCUUCAACCAGUUUGCCCUUGACCUGCUCAUCACCGGCGACGACGUCAACGAUGCCGCUGCCAUGAACGGCCACAGCCACGCCUAUGGCCACGGGGCCGGACCCGAGGAGACCAUUGGCGAGUACCUCGAGCGCGAACGCUACUCGGACGCCUUCCGGGACGACUAUCUCAUCCCCAUGACGGCCGCCGUCUGGAGUACCAGCCCCGACAAGUGCACGCUCGACUUCCCCGCCGUCACCCUCGUACGGUUCAUGUAG